AUGUCUCUCGGCAGGCGAGAGGGCCUUGUCAAGCUCGCCCGAAAGUACGACGCUCUCAUCAUCAGCGACGACGUCUACGACCUCCUCCAGUGGUCGCUGACAACGCCGGUAUCAACUAUUCGGCCUCCUGAAAUGCGGCUCCUGCGCAUCUGCGACAUCGACCGCGCCCUGGGACCCUGCGACAAUGACCCUCACGGAUUCGGCCACGCUGUCAGCAACGGCUCCUUUACCAAAAUCGCCGGCCCGAGCGUGAGGACUGGCUGGGCGGAAGCGGCGCCGGCGUUCAUCGCGGGCCUCGCCCGCGCGGCAUCCACGCGGUCUGGCGGCGCGCCCAGCCAGCUCUGCGCUGCGAUGCUGGCUGAAGUCGUCGAGAACGGCCAGCUGCAGAGGUUCGUGGACGAGACCGUACGCCCGGCGCUGCAGCAGCGCCACGGGCUGAUGAUAGAUGCCAUUCGUUCCCAUGUUUCCCCGCUGGGGGCUCGGACGCGCGCCGCCAGUCUCAAGGGCUGCGAUGUUUUUGGCGGUUAUUUCGUUUGGAUGGAUAUCGACAGCGACUUUUCGACAAAGUUUAUCGCUGGCGUGUUGAGGUCUGAGGAGGAUAUCAUCAUUGGUCAUGGACAGAUGUUCACCGUACAUGGAGAUGAGGAAAGUGCAAGCUUUGACAAGAGCGUUCGCCUCAGCUUUUCGUGGGAAGCAGAAGAAGACAUCGUAGACGGCAUUAAGAGGAUUGGUCUUGCACUUGCGCGGAUUCAGGCAAACAAGGAGUAUUAUCUUAAAGUGGCAUCUGCUCCGAGCAACAUUGGAUAA
Cordyceps fumosorosea ARSEF 2679 is the source of this 807-nucleotide messenger RNA. Its product is annotated as Pyridoxal phosphate-dependent transferase, major domain protein. The transcript has a single exon. The coding region runs from base 1 to 807 and encodes 268 amino acids. The record is from RefSeq and is a predicted model, not a curated record. Gene Ontology annotation, biological process: biosynthetic process. NCBI's taxonomy places the organism in Eukaryota, Fungi, Ascomycota, Sordariomycetes, Hypocreales, Cordycipitaceae. Gene Ontology annotation, molecular function: pyridoxal phosphate binding; L-2-aminoadipate:2-oxoglutarate transaminase activity.